Molecule: messenger RNA, 1655 nt
Organism: Cotesia glomerata
Lineage: Eukaryota; Metazoa; Arthropoda; Insecta; Hymenoptera; Braconidae
Exons: 6
Coding region: 405-1379 (324 amino acids)
Source: RefSeq, a predicted model, not a curated record
CAGCGAGAGUAAUAGUUGUAGCUGUAGUUGUAGUGGUAGUUUAGUGACUAGAUUGUAGGCUCAUUGCUGUGAAUUGCCUGUCGAGGGAGUUGCCUGUUUCUAAAGUCUCACUUCUGAUUGCUUUGUUGUGGGUGUGAUUAUUUGUGAGUCAGGGGCUUGCUGUUGUAGUGGUAAUAGUCGAACCAGUUCACCGAAAUUUCAAAACUUGUUGUCUUACUCGUAAGCUCACUCUCGUGCUUCUCAUUCACUGUACUCGUCAUUAUUCUCUCUGGAAUUGAAUUUUAAUUUAAUUACUCUAAUUCGGAUCAUUUUUAUCGGUUAUAUGAUUAUUAUUAUUAUUUUUGUUGUUUAGUUUUUAGAAUGUGGUGAAAAUUUUAGUGAAAUAAAUUUUUUUUGUCGGAAAAAUGAAUCAAACUUUCGGAGAGGGGUUUUGGGCGACUGUUGAACUGCUCGUGAGCGAUAUAAAAGACAGUGGAACUGUUAGUCCAUUUAAUGAUGAUAUUGAAGAGUGGUUGGAUACGAUGGCUCAUAAAGUCAAGCAGCAGCGCGAACGGGCCAGAAGAAAACAGGAAAAUAAAUCGAAUUUUAGUGAUGAUACUAGUAGUCUUGAUUACGGAUCUUUGAUUGAAUGCAGCUUCAGCAGCCCACAAGUCAGGUCUCGCCUGGAGUUGUUGAUGGGAAGCAAUGUUGUUCGGUUGACUGAUCGUAAGUAUAUGCUCAGGCUGAUGGCUAAAUUACGACAGGAUUUUGAAAGCAAACAACUCUAUCGCAUUGAAGAGAGAAAGAAUAAUGAAUUGAUGCGAACAAAGAUGAUGAUUCUAAACCGUUUGAUAUCUGUGAAUGAAGCUCCGGCUGAAAUACGUCAAUAUCCACUAUUUCAAUUGUACCUCUACUGUGAUGCUAUUGUGGAGCAAAAACGGAUGAAGCAUUCGUACAAAAAACGUAAAAUAGCGUCAUCCUUGUACCACAUUCUCUAUCCUGACGCAAAGACCGAAAAAAAAAUUAGCGAUGAUGAGAAAGAAGUCUACAUGAAGCGGGUUUAUGUCGACGGAGUUCCUGAAUUGGUGCCAAUGACUGAAGAAGAAGUCGUAGCAGCGAAGCUCGAGUUGGAAACCAUUAAAGAUAUUGAAGAGGGAUACGCACUAACGCAAAAAGAAUACGAUCGACUUCAUUACGAAACCGAUGCAAUAAAGGAGCUUCGAAAGACGCAGAAAGUCGAAGAAAUGUACGCGAAAGCCCACGAUAUUCUCGGUAUUCUCUACUCGUAUGUGGACGAUGGUCGAUAUGACAUAGAAGAUCAAGUUAAUAAGGUGUCAGACUCGUCAGCAACGACAAACCAAUUAGACGACCUACCAGAUGAAGAUAAACAUCAAGAUUAAAUUCGCUAUUUAUUAAAUCAAGAAAAUGCCUGGAAAUAUUAGACAGCGCUUUAAAGGGAUACAUAUUUCUUAAUUAAUUUUAUACAUGACUUUCUGAGGAGCAUCAAGCAUCAGUUAAGCCAGAACCUCAUUAAUUUUUUUUGUAAGAAAUUUGGUUGAUUAACACGUCAUUUAAGUUGUUAUUAUUUACGUGUAAAUAAUGUGUUUGGAUUACAAUUUUAAUUUAAAUUUAUUAAAAAAAUUUUUUUAGCUUUUCUUUUGGACGAUUUUGUCUUG